Molecule: messenger RNA, 1919 nt
Organism: Saccostrea cuccullata (small rock oyster)
Lineage: Eukaryota; Metazoa; Mollusca; Bivalvia; Ostreida; Ostreidae
Exons: 2
Coding region: 142-1809 (555 amino acids)
Molecular function (GO): zinc ion binding
Source: RefSeq, a predicted model, not a curated record
AAGGCAGCUUACCGGAUCUGAAGUUAAUAUAUCCAGGAUUUCAACAAGAAUACACAAAGCUCACGGCGGGUACUACCGGUCGACAGAUGAAGUGUACUCCCCGAAGGCAGUCUAAGCUCAACUGAUAGGUAAAAGUGAAAUAUGGCUGAGGGUGGCAUUGGUUUAUCCGCAGUUUUGUGUGAACUCUGUGAAAACGAACCGGCACAGUCCUUCUGUCGUACUUGCAGUGGAAAUCUGUGUGAUAAGUGCACUACAGAACACAAAAGUAAGAAGAUUUUCUACCGCCACGAUGUUGUCAAAAUGACGCUGACAAGACAAAUAGAAAAAGAUGGAUAUGAGUAUUGCAUCGAGCAUCCAGAGAGCAAAUAUGAAUUGUGUUGUCAUGAAUGUACCACGCCAGUGUGUACAAAAUGCAUAGCUGGACUUCACAAUGGUCACAAAGUGACUGAUAUUUCUAGUGCUUACAUUGAGGCUAAAGGCAAAAUAACAUCAAGAGUAGAAAGAAUGGAAACAUCUCACUAUGCAAAGCACAGGGAACAGCUAGAUGAUCUUGACAAUAUUUUAAGUGACAUUAACAAACAGACAAACGACGUUGAACAAGCUGUUUUAAGCCGAUCAAAAGAACUUGCAGACCUUGUUCAUGGAAUUGAGAAAGAGGUUUUACAGAAAAUAUCUAAGGAGAAAGAAGAUGCCAUCAAAUUUAUCAUAUCUUAUAAAGAAGACGUUACGGAACAUCUCUCUUCUUUACGAAAGCUCCAGAAUACGUUGUUACAAGAUAGAGACUCCAAAUGUAUGACAGACCUGAUUUUGUACACGAGGAACAAUCUCGAGGUUUCCAGUGAUGAUAAAGAAUUUCUGAAAUUGUAUUUCAAACCAGCUGUAAUCAAUGUUACAAAGCAAUUCCCGGAUGAAUUAAGACAUUUGUUUGGCUUGUACCUUCCUUCUACGAUGGUAGUACAGGGAAGAAAACAAAUCAUAAAGUCAGCAAAAGAAGUAGCAAGAUUUAAAUCUGCAGUUAAGCAGCCAAUGGGUUUAGCCUGUUCUAGAUUACAUGACCUCACUUGGAUUCGUGGAAAUGAAGCUGAAAUAAAGAAAGUGGACAUACAAGGUAAUGAAAAGGCUACUGUCAAGACUCUCACAAAACUAGGGCGCCCCUCAGGUCUUAUCGAGUUAGACGACGGGCGUAUCUUUUUCAGUGAUAUUGAAAAUAAAACGGUGAAAAUGUUAUCCAAAGAUUUGCAGGAAAAAGCAGCCAUAAAAUUUGAUUGGUAUCCGAUGGGACUGUGCAUCAGUCAAAGCUGUCACCUUCUCGUUUGCGUUGCUUUUCUACCAUGGCAAGCCACAGACGCUUCUGACCGUGGAAAGGUUUUGCGAAUGACCUACGAGGGUGUAACACUGCAGGAAAUAAUGAAAGAGGGCGACGAAAAACACUUGUAUAGCAGACCUAUUUGUAUUUCCACAAAUAUCAACCAAGAUAUUUGUGUAUCAGAUGUCAACAAACAUUCUAUUGUCGUUGUUGAUAGAACUGGCCUCUUUAGAUUUGCCUACAGUGGUGGGGGCUUUUAUGAGAAUAGAGAAGAUUUUAAACCUACGGAACUAGAUAACGACAGUAUAGGGAACAUUGCUGCUUCGGACUUAAGAAACAAUUUGGUUCAUUUACUGGACAUUGAUGGUAAUCUUUUAAAGUAUGUGCUAACCACAAUGGACGGUAUAUCUGAGCCAAGGGGUUUAAAAGUUGACAACGAAGACAGAAUUUGGAUAACAGAAAUGGAAACUGGAUACGUGAAAAUAUUCGAAUACUUGAAUUAGCUUCAUUUUUUACCGGGCAUUGGUGAAAGCAAUGUCGUGGCUGUAGGCAUCACGAUCGCCUUUCUUACUAUAAAUAGCUCCAUAGAAAAACCAAACAGCAUCAAAGCAGA